CCACGUACUGCGCUCUUAUAUUUAUUGCCUUCACUUCUUGCUUGCUUUGCCCACACCUCUUGGCUCUUGUUACCAUCUUCAUUUCUUUCCAUUUUUUCCUACGAUUUUUUUUUUUUUGCUUAAUUCAGUGAUGAAUUUAAGUGAUUUUAUCCCUUGGGUUAUGAUUUUUUUCUUGGUUUGUGCUGAUCAAUAUUCUUGUUACAUUAUUACGUGGGAUGAUAUGAAGGUGGAUUUUAGUUCAUUGGAUUUGAAUAAGGAGGAAUUUAUACGAUAUCGAUCACGUACUUCUUCUUCUUCUUCACAAAGAGUGAUAGUUGUUGAUCAGAAUGGUAAAGGAGAUUCAGUUACUAUUCAAGGUGCAGUUGAUAAAGUCCCUUCACAUAAUUUACAGAGAGUUAUCAUUUACAUUCAUCCUGGAACCUACAGAGAAAAGGUGCAUAUAGCAGCAUCAAAGCCAUUCAUAUCAUUAGUUGGUGAUCAGAACCAAACAGCUAGAACCAUUAUAACUGGGAAUGACAAAGCCUCUGACUUGGACCAAUAUGGUUCUAUUUUAGGCACUUCUCGAACUGCCACUGUCACAGUAGAAUCAGAUUACUUUUGUGCCACUGGGAUCACCAUCGAGAACACCAUAAUUUCAGAUCCUAAAGGCGUUGGAAUGCAGGCAGUGGCGUUGAGAUUAACUGGUGAUAGAGCAGUGUUAUAUAGAGUAAGGAUCUUAGGUUCACAGGAUACACUUUUAGAUGAUGCUGGAUCUCACUAUUUUUACCAGUGUUAUAUUCAAGGAUCAGUUGAUUUCAUUUGUGGCAAUGGUAGAUCACUCUAUAAGAAUUGUACUCUUCAUUCAGUAGCCAAGGGAUAUGGAGCAAUUGCAGCUCAGCACAGAAACUCAGCAAAUCAGGAUACUGGUUUCUCUUUCGUUAACUGUAAAAUCAGUGGAAGUGGCAGGGUAUUUUUGGGCAGGGCUUGGGGAGAAUAUUCAAGAGUUAUAUAUUCCAAAUGUGAUAUUGAUGGUAUUAUUGACCCCAAAGGUUGGACUGAUUGGAACCAACCAUCUAGGCGCCAGCAUGCAGUAUUUGGAGAAUACCAGUGUAGAGGCAAUGGAUCAAAUAGAGCAGGUAGAGUGGCAUGGUCCAAGACUCUCAAUGAAUCUGAAGCAGAGCCUUUUUUGGAUGUAAAAUUCAUAGGUGGACAGCAAUGGCUCAGACUUUGAACUUCACACUUAAUUUUCUUUCUCCUGUCAUGCAAAUGCCAAACAGAACUAAAGUGGCUGAUGA
Molecule: messenger RNA, 1274 nt
Organism: Lycium ferocissimum
Lineage: Eukaryota; Viridiplantae; Streptophyta; Magnoliopsida; Solanales; Solanaceae
Product: pectinesterase QRT1
Exons: 5
Coding region: 131-1210 (359 amino acids)
Biological process (GO): cell wall modification
Molecular function (GO): pectinesterase activity
Source: RefSeq, a predicted model, not a curated record